CCGCCACAUCUGCAAGGGAGCCUCGCCGCAGGUCGAGUGAUGGAUGAGUGAGAGGAAAGAUGGCGGAGAAGGUGCACAAGAGUGUGAAGAUUGCACCUGGAGCUGUUGUUUGUGUGGAGAGCGAAAUCAAAGGAGAUGUGACUAUUGGGCCUAGAACAGUGGUGCACCCCAAAGCCCGAAUCAUUGCAGAAGCUGGACCAAUUGUGAUUGGGGAAGGUAAUCUCAUAGAAGAACAGGCAAUUAUAAUUAAUAGCUAUCCUGAAAACAUAAUUCCUAAUACAGAGGAAGUAGGAACCAAAUCGAUGGUCAUAGGCACUAAUAAUGUGUUUGAAGUUGGCUGUUAUUCUCAAGCAAUGAAAAUAGGAGAUAACAAUGUAAUUGAGUCAAAGGCGUUCGUUGGUAGAAAUGUGAUCCUGACAAGUGGCUGCAUUAUCGGUGCCUGCUGCAACGUCAACACAUAUGAAGUCAUCCCUGAGAACACUGUCAUCUACGGAGCAGAUUGUCUUCGUCGGGUGCAAACCGAGAGGCCACAGCCACAAACAUUACAGCUGGACUUUCUCAUGAAAAUCCUCCCAAACUAUCAUCAUCUCAAAAAGAUGAUGAAAGCAACAUCAACUCCUGUGAAGAACUGAAAGCCUUCCUGAAUCAUGGUCAAAAUUAUAUCUGGCAUGUGCUACUUGCUUUCUGGACUUUGUGUUUGGAGAACUAACUUUUUUUUUUGUCUGGAAAUUUGCUCAUGCAAUUAUGCAGCUUAAUUUUAUUUAUUAAAAUAUAAAAAAUAAAAUGCGCCAUUGUCACAUUCCCCUUGA
Molecule: messenger RNA, 809 nt
Organism: Thamnophis sirtalis
Lineage: Eukaryota; Metazoa; Chordata; Lepidosauria; Squamata; Natricidae
Gene: DCTN6
Product: dynactin subunit 6
Biological process (GO): mitotic spindle organization
Cellular component (GO): dynactin complex
Molecular function (GO): dynein complex binding
Source: RefSeq, a predicted model, not a curated record